UGUCUCAUACUAUCAUAGACACGCAAAGAGCUUAGCAUGGCCGCUUCGGGUAUGCUCGCGCGUCGUUGCCUUGGUAACUGUAUCGCGUCUACUUUCUUAACUCUAUAAUAGCCGGUGGGAUUAUGGUGGGAGCGCAGGGCUCAUGGCUGACGUGCUGGUGCUGCGGGCUAUCCGGGGAAGAGCCAGGACACUGAACCUCAAUGGGAAAAGGCUGCAGCGGGUGCCGGGGGCAGUGGGCAGCCUCACCCAGCUCAAGUCCCUGCACCUGAAGAAUAACUGGCUGUGCCAGCUGCCCGGAGAAGUGACAGCGCUGAGCAAUCUCACCGUUUUAAACUUGGGGAACAACCAGUUUCAAAGAGUUCCUGAAGAGCUGACGUUCCUCCAUUCCUUACAGACCCUGCACAUGUUUGGUAAUAGGAUCACUGAGAUCCCAGCCUGUGUAUUUGAUGGAUUACCAAAUUUGAAAUCACUAAACCUGAACAACAAUUUCAUUGAGAAUCUUCCUGCGGAAAUUGAAAAGCUGCAGAGUCUUGAAAAGCUCAGUAUAAAUCAUAACUCCUUACAAAACAUUCCCAAAGAGUUGUGUGUCCUACAAAAUCUGUGUGAGUUGCACCUUGGCAAUAACCAGCUGCAGACACUACCAGAGCAGAUCGGCUUUCUGAGCAAUCUGAAGGAGCUGCACAUUUAUCGGAACAAUCUGGUUGGCCUUCCAGAGGGGCUUUGUCGGUUGAGGAAGCUGAAAAUUCUGGAUGUCGCAGGAAAUCAAAUACAAGUAUUUCCAUCAAGACUGCAUGAAGUCCCUUUACAAGAACUAUACUGUGAAGAAAAUCCACUGCUUCAAAAGGAACCCGUGUAUGCCGUUCAAGAUGAAGAAAUAUUGUCUCUAAAGGAAAUAACAGCGAGACAUAUUUUAAGUCAUCUGCAGAAUGGAAGCUCCUUAUUAUUGCGAGAACAAAUAAAACAUUUUCCGGAUGCUAGAAGACUGCUGAGCAGUAGAAAUGUCUGUGCCCUGUGUGGAAAGUGGUUUCUAGAUAUGUGGUUGGAGUGCGUAAAAUUUGUGGAUGUGAAAAAGAAAAUGAAGACCUCGAAGAAUCUACAGCUGUUACCAGUGAAGAUCUUACUUUGUUCCUACCAGUGCUUUAACCAGAGACACAGUGAUAUUUUUGGAGUAGCAGUCCAGUGAGCGGACUAAUAUAUAUAUUUUUUUAAAGUGGUUUCUAGAUGUAAUAAACAUUUUAUUACAUGUUAUAUUAUGUAAACCAUAUGCAGUAUUUUAAAUAAAGAUGUUAUUUAUGUA
Bufo gargarizans (Asiatic toad) is the source of this 1297-nucleotide messenger RNA. It is a transcript of the gene LRRC69, whose product is annotated as leucine rich repeat containing 69. Gene Ontology annotation, molecular function: protein binding. NCBI's taxonomy places the organism in Eukaryota, Metazoa, Chordata, Amphibia, Anura, Bufonidae. The record is from RefSeq and is a predicted model, not a curated record.